GUGGUGAAGACGAGCAAACAAAGAGUAAGCGAGGCAAAACAACACAAAACAACGCGUCGCGUUCACCUGUUGUGAUCUCAUUCUUCACUGUCACACCCCAAGUCCUCCUGCAAGUACGAUGGCAACGCAUAUUGGUGUCCUUCCCGCAGAUAUACUACAAGCUAUAGCUCUUGGCAGCCCAGAUGGCAGCCUACUCCCUCCGACCCGUUUCGUUCGUCUACUACAUCCAAGAACUGGACUGCCUUGUCUUUUUCUCCCCUACAACCGACCAUCGCAGACAACACAAAUCCUCGAAAUGCAAGGCGUUUCGCCUAUAAACGCUCGUUCGUGGACCUUGGGCGAGGAAAUCAUAUCAGACGGGAAGCUGCUAAUCCUGACGCCCAUCGACCCAGCGUUCUUAUUGAUACCGAUUCUGAAAUUUACGUUGGCUACCGAUGGGACUGCUGGUAACUUUCGUCCCGCUGACGACAUGUUCGAAGACGCGAUAUCCAAACUAUCCGUAAAGUCGAACGAUCUUAUUUCAGUCGCCGAUAUCACGUCUUUUGUGGAGAUGGAUUGUACUAGGACGGCUCUUCGACGUGUCUGUGAAAUGAAAGAAGUGGCCUCCGACAUUAUGGUUUACAGAUUUUCAUCCACCAAGGUUGUAGACUAUGUCCGCAAGAAGGUAGACCACAUGUCAUCUUUCCCGGUGAUUGAGAUGUCUCGAAGCAUCACAAGAAAUUUAGCCAAAGAUGGGCUUUUAGAUGAUGGAAGGGAAAUGUUGCUCGCAGCGGCCAAGACAAAAAUCGCCUGUGAUCUCAUCUGUCAAUAUCUACCGCCUCUCGAGUCUGCGUCUCUGGUUGCAUCCUACGAUUUCACGGACCUUAACGCCUUCAUGAAGCAGCUAGAGGAGGAAAGCUUGGCGACGACGACCAAGUCCGGAAAGGGAACUCAAACCCCGAAAGAAACUAAUGGUGACAAGAAACGCAAAAACGCAAAGGGAUCUCAUGGAGUGGAGAAGCUUAAGAAAGCGAACGUGAAAGGGAUGGCUAAGCUGUCGACUUUUUUCACCAAGAAGGCUGCGGCAUGAUUGCAAUGCAGGAUUUCGAUGCUCCUUAGCGAUUUUGAAUCCGUACUCGGGGCCAUAUUUGUACCGAUAUAUAAUGAUA
This is a messenger RNA of Desarmillaria tabescens, 1148 nucleotides long. Its product is annotated as ribonuclease H2, subunit B. The transcript is spliced from 8 exons. Gene Ontology annotation, cellular component: ribonuclease H2 complex; nucleoplasm. Gene Ontology annotation, biological process: RNA catabolic process. The record is from RefSeq and is a predicted model, not a curated record. Lineage: Eukaryota; Fungi; Basidiomycota; Agaricomycetes; Agaricales; Physalacriaceae. Bases 119 to 1069 code for a protein of 316 amino acids.